AUGACGGCCGGAAGCCUUAACGAACCGAUUGCCAUUAUUGGAAUCGGCUGCAGAUUUUCAGGAGGUGCCACAGAUCCAGACAAGUUCUGGGAGCUUCUCAGGAAUUCACGCAGCACUUGGUCCGAAAUUCCAACUUCACGAUUCAACGCAGAUGGAGCUUACCAUCCAGAUCCGGAGAAGAAAGGCACUUCAAACGUGAUGGGUGGCCAUUUUCUAUCUCAGGAUAUAGGAGCUUUCGACGCUUCCUUUUUUAAUUUCUCGAGUGAGUUUGCUGCUACACUAGAUCCUCAGUACCGCAUGGAACUUGAAGUGGUCUAUGAGGCCUUGGAGAGCGCUGGCGUUCCUCUCAGUGCGGUGAAAGGCUCCAAUACAUCAGUAUACGCUGGAGCAUGCUUCCGGGACUACCAUGAUAGUCUCAUCAGAGAUCCGGAUACCUUACCAAGAUCUUUCAUGACUGGAAAUGGUGUUGCGAUGGCAUCUAACCGCGUUUCGCAUUUCUAUGACCUCCGAGGACCGAGUAUAAGCAUUGACACGGGAUGCUCAACCACUCUUACAGCAUUACACUUAGCAGUUCAGGGCCUCCGGUCGUUUGAAUCUGAUCUAGCAGUAGUUUCGGGCGCGAGUUUGAACAUCAACCCGGAUAUGUACAUCACAUUAUCUAAUCUAGGUGUUCUUUCCCCUGAUGGUUUGUCCUACAGCUUCGAUGAUAGAGCAAAUGGAUAUGGUCGUGGGGAAGGCGUUGCAGCGAUCAUCGUCAAAAGACUCGAAGAUGCUGUGAAAGACGGCGAUCCGAUACGAGCUAUCAUUCGGGAAACCGGACUCAAUCAAGAUGGGAAAACGACGACAAUCACAUCGCCGAGCCAGCUGGCCCAGCAGGAGCUAAUUCAGAUGUGUUAUCAUAAAGCCGGGCUUGAUCCUUAUGAAACGGCAUUUAUUGAGGCUCACGGUACCGGUACGGCGACAGGUGAUCCUAUUGAAGCCGGUGCAAUUGCGGAAGUCUUUUGCAAAAGCAGAACUCCCGAGAACAAAAUGUUCAUGGGUUCUGUGAAAAGCAACAUUGGCCACACUGAAGCAACAAGUGGUCUCGCAAGCAUUAUUAAGAUUGUCUUAGCGUUUGAAAAGAAUGUUAUUCCUCCAAAUGUUCACUUUAAGGAAAAGAACCCCAAACUACGUUUCGAAGACUGGAACUUGAAGAUUCCGCUGACACUUCAGCCAUGGCCCUCCACCAACGGCGUUCGAAGGGCAUCAGUCAAUAAUUUCGGAUACGGCGGGGCCAACGCCCACGUUAUCCUGGAGGCAAAUGACUUCUUGCCAACGAUCAACAGUUUGGAUAAUGGUUUAAAAAUGAGACUUCCUAGCGCUGUGAAUGGUCUGAAUAGCAGGCACAACCUCAACGGCAUCGAUAGCAGAAAUGGUAACGAAACGCGGGACGAACCCAUAUCUCGAAUCUUUCUCCUAAGCGCAAAAGAUCAAAAUGCGUGUGAAACUAUGGCAGCACGUCUGAAGGACUACGUUUUGAACCAUCACAGCAUAGACGAAACAAAUUUUCUAGACAAUCUUGCUUACACGCUAGGAUCACGCCGCUCGGUGUUUAACUGGGCAGCGGCGUAUCCAGCCAGUACCUCAUCCGCAUUAGCAAACGCUCUUAUCAGCAACCGUUUCAAACCUACUCGUUCCUCCGAUUCGACUAGGAUAGGGUUCGUCUUUACUGGACAAGGUGCUCAGUGGUAUGCGAUGGGCCGGGAGUUGAUAAAUGCUUACCCUGUCUUCAAAACCGUAAUACUACAGGCCGAUGCAUGUAUUAAAAAGCUAGGAUCUCAUUGGUCAAUACUUGAGGAACUCCAACGUGACCCAGAGAAUAGCAGAGUAAAUGAGAUUUCUUUCAGUUUACCUCUUUGUACAGCCAUCCAACUUGCACUAGUCGAACUUCUCCGAUCAUGGGGAAUUACACCAACUGCAGUUACGGGCCAUUCUAGCGGAGAAAUCGCCGCAGCCUACGCUGCUGGAGCCUUGAGCCUUGAGUCUGCAAUUGCAAUCCCUUAUCUGCGGGGCCAACUUAUCCUUAACAGCGAUGCCAACAUCGUUGGAAAAGGAGGUAUGCUUGCAGUGGGUCUCGGAAGAGAAGCCGCGGAAAGCUACAUCAGCCGAUUGAAUGCGGGCAUGGCUGUCGUAGCUUGCGUCAACAGCCAGCUUAGCGUCACGGUCUCUGGUGAUGUUGCGGCACUCUCGCAACUUGAGGAGAUGCUUUUAGCGGAUAAGGUGUUUGCAAGACGUGUUAAAGUAAACACUGCAUUUCACUCCCCCCAAAUGGAGCCAAUGUCAAAAGCCUAUUCUGGAAUACUUGCCCGGGAGUUAAGACAAGGACACGGCUUUGGUGGAGUUAUUUUCUCGUCAUCGACCACUGCAACUCGGCUUAAUAGUCCCGAGCAAUUAGCUAGCCCGGAACACUGGGUGCUAAAUAUGCUCCAAGCUGUGGAAUUCGAGAAGUCCUUUCACAACAUGUGUUUUAACGAAUCCUCAAAGCAGGAUGUUGAUAUCGUUGUCGAGGUCGGCCCGCAUGGAGCACUUGGAGGCCCGGUAAAGCAACUGCUAUCCUUGCCAGCGUUCGAAGGUCGUGGAAUCUCGUACUUCAGUUGCUUGCUACGAGGAAAAAACGCUGAUGAAACCAUACAUGAUCUUGCAUGCGAUCUUCUCCGUCGAGGAUUACCGGUGAACAUGGAUGCGGUUAACUUUCCUCAUGGUAGAGGUGAAGUGCAAGCCCUUCAUGACCUGCCUCCAUACCCGUGGAACCAUCAGAUUCGACAUUGGAUAGAACCAAGAGUAAAUAAUGCCCUUCGAUACCGACCGCAUCGACACCACGAUCUAUUGGGAUCGUUGCAACCUGGGUCCAACACUCUUACUCCAACAUGGAAACAUAUAAUUCGGACAUCAGACCUGCCGUGGGUACGAGAGCAUGUCGUGCAAUCUCAAUUUGUUUACCCUGGUGCUGGUUUUCUCUGCAUGGCUAUCGAGGGCAUCAAUCAAAUACAUGAGAAUGACACUAACCAUGUUGCCGGUUAUCAACUGCGGGACGUUGAGAUUUCCAAAGCUUUGGUAAUCCCCGACAAUGAAGACGGGGCGGAAGUGCAAAUGACAAUUCUCCCCUCGAAUGAUAGAGUCCUUGGCGAUAGAGACUGGCAGGAGUUCCAUAUCUACUCUGUCACAAGCCAAAAUCAAUGGACGGAACAUUGCAAAGGGCACAUUAAGGUGGAUCAUGAUCUACUGGAUGGAAAGCCCCGUACCCAAUUGAAUGGAAGUGGACUUGCAAAACUCUCCAAGGCUGGAAACGCGACAGAUUAUAGAACAAAGGUUGACCCCAAUGACAUCUUCAAAUCUUUGAGAGACACCGGGAUUUUCCAUGGAACCCCCUUCCAGAACAUACACGCCAUUCAAGUAAAUGGCAGAGCUCAAGCAGAAGUUAUCUUCUCUAUUACAGAUACAACUCCAAGUAUGCCAAUGAACUACCAGCAUGAGCAUAUUAUACAUCCAACGACAUUGGAUUCGGUCUUCUUGGCGGCAUACAGCGCACUUUCUGGAUCCGACAAAGUCCUUCGCUCCGGGUUCGUCCCUAGGUCAAUCAAGCGAUUGAGAAUAUCGCGGGGAAUAAGCAAUGUUGCUGGCCACCAUUUCAAAGCAAAUUCCGCAAUUCACCAUCUCGAUUCACUUACUUUUCUGGCUGGAGUCUCAGUCAGUAAUGACUGCGAUGCCUCUGGCGCCAUCUUAGAACUCGAGGGUCUCAGCUGUCGGUCCCUAGGGCUUGGGUCUAAUCAAAAUACAGACUCACACCAACAAGAAAUUUGCAGUGCUAUGACUUGGGACCUAGAUGUUUCAUUUAGAAAAUUACAGAUUCUGAAAGAGGGGCUGGAAUUUCCAUUCGACGAAGUGGAAGCCGCUGCAAUGAUGGACCUUAGACGUGCCUGUCUGCAUUACAUGCGUGAGGCAACAACCUUAUUGACGGCUCACGACGUCGAAAGACUAGAACCACAUCUCAAGAAAUUUUACGCUUGGAUGAAUAUGCAGUUGGACGCCGAGGAAAAGUCGAGUAUGAAAAUCAAAAGCUCCGGUAUUGAAGAUCUAUUGCGAACGGUCUCCACGGCGAACGUGAACGGACAAAUGGUGACUCGACUAGGUUCAAGUUUGAUUCCGGUUCUCAAGGGAGAAGUGACCACCUUGGAGUUGAUGAGGGGCGACAACCUUUUGACAAAAUAUUACAUUGACGCUUUGAAAUGGGACCGAUCAAUCUGGCAAGCUAGCCAGUUGGUGAAACUCUGUGCGCACAAGUUUCCUCAGGCCAAAAUCUUAGAGAUAGGAGCAGGUACUGGUGGCGCUACACAAGCCAUCCUAGAUGGCAUGGGAGGCGCACCGUUUGGCCAUUAUGAAUUCACAGACAUAUCUCCUGGAUUUUUUGAAGCAGCCAAAGAUCGAUUCAGCAGUUGGGAAAAUAUUAUGAACUUCCGCAAACUCGACAUCGAAUUUGACCCUAUAGACCAAGGUUUUGAGGCUGGGACAUAUGAUGUGGUUAUUGCUGCUCAAGUCUUGCAUGCGACAAAGAACAUGGAAAACACCAUGGCCAAUGUUCGCAAACUACUGAAGCCCGGUGGGAAACUAAUUUUACUAGAGACAACGCAGGAUCAGAUGGAUGUGUUCUUCGCAUUUGGGCUCCUGCCUGGGUGGUGGCUAAGCGACGAAAAGGAACGAGAAUUCACACCUUCUCUAUCCAAGGACCAUUGGAGCCAAGUUCUUAAAAAGAGUGGGUUUAAUGGAGUAGAGCUGGAAGUUUCUGACUGUGAGAAUGAGGAAUUUUAUAUGAUGAGCACCAUGAUGUCCACUGCAAGCCAGCCUCUUCCACGUUACUCCUCGAGCUUUACGCUCGUUUAUUCGACUACUUGCCCACCAGGAUACUGGCUAGAAGAUGCCAAAAAUGCCAUUUCCGCAAUUACAGGAUCGGUGCCUAGUGUCGAAAAGCUUGAGGAUGUUAUCGCUGCUGGUAAAGUUAUCAUAUUCCUAGACAUAGCUGACAACAUUCUGCGCGACAUUAAUUCCGAUCAAUUCAAGACAAUCACUUCUCUCCUUGCAGACAGCAAGGGCCUUCUUUGGGUCUCCAGCGGUGGUGCUAUGGACUGCGAGCAACCUGACGCCAGUCUACAAAUUGGCUUCCUACGAACGAUGAGAAAUGAAUCUGGGGGAAGGCAAUAUGUUUCCUUGGAUCUCGAUCCUAACCAGCAGCCAUGGUCUGUGGAUAAUGUUUUCACUAUCUGUGAAAUUCUUCGAGCCACAUUUGAUGACACAUGCCAACAAGCCGUUAGAGAUUUCGAAUAUGCAGAACGGCACGGCGCAAUUUACACUCCUCGGAUAUACAAGGAAAACUCUUUGAACAAGUUUGUAGACACACAUAGGAACGAAACCGACGUUCACAUGGAACCGUUUUAUCAGCCAAAUAGCCCACUAAGAAUGGCGAUUGGAACUCCAGGUUUACUUGACACUCUUUAUUUUCACGAAGAUCCAAACGUUGAUAAAGACCUCGAUCCAGAGCAGAUUGAAAUUGACUCCAAAGCUAUUGGUAUCAAUUUCAGGGACGUCAUGGUCGCAAUGGGUCAGCUAGAGGCCAAUGCUUUCAUGGGAUUUGAAUGCUCCGGAACUAUAGCUCGUCUCGGCGCUAAAGCAGCGUCUCAAGGCUUCAAAGUUGGCGAUCGAGUUUGCUCUAUUUUGCGGGGUCAUUGGGCUACACUCCCGAGGACAUCUUGGAAAUAUACGGCACUCAUACCGGAUGAAAUGAGCCAUCCCACUGCGGCAGCUAUUCCUCUGGUGUUCACAACUGCGUAUGUCUCACUCUACGAAACUGCGCGUCUCCAAAAGGGUGAAAAGGUGUUGGUACAUGCUGCUUCUGGUGGGGUGGGUCAGGCUGCAAUUAUAUUUUCAAAACUAGUCGGUGCUGAGAUAUUUGUUACCGUGGGAUCAAAUGCAAAGAGGCAGCUCAUCGCAGACACAUACGGAAUUCCAAACGACCACAUCUUCUCAAGCAGAGAUAUCUCAUUUGCGGAACAGAUCCUUGCCAUGACGAAUGGGAAGGGAGUAGAUGUGAUCCUGAACUCUCUUGCGGGAAGCCUGUUGCAAGAAUCUUUCAACUGCCUUUGUGACUUUGGUAGAUUUGUGGAGAUUGGCAAGCGCGACUUAGAACAGAAUAGCAGCCUCGACAUGCUUCCAUUCACUCGCAACGUCUCGUUCUCAUCCGUUGAUCUCAUGAAGUGGGCUGUGCAUAAGCCUGAUGAUGUUUUCCGGGUCUUGAAUGCAACCAUCGAGCUUCUCAGGCAGAAUACUAUAAACCCCAUGAGCCCGAUCACGACCUAUCCAAUCACAGAUAUUGAGAAAGCAUUUCGUACCAUGCAAGCAGGUAAUCAUGUGGGGAAAAUUGUCAUUACUAUUAGUCAAGAGGACAUGGUGCCAGUAAAACGUUCCUCUCCUAUAGUCAAAUUUGCCCCUAACUCAUCCUACUUGAUUGUGGGUGGCAUGGGUGGAAUUGGACGAUCCUUAUGCCAAUGGAUGGUAGAACAUGGCGCAAAACAUUUGGUUAUCAUGUCUCGAAAAGCUGAAAAGAGCCCAUUCCUGGCUGAAUUAGAAGAAACCGGCUGCAAUAUCCGCUGCAUAUCUUGCGAUGUCUCAAGUAGCUCCGAGCUAUCAAGGGCCAUGCAAAAUUGUGCUGGAAUGCCGCCCGUAAAGGGUGUUAUCCAGGGUGCUAUGGUUCUGAAGGAUUCCGUUAUCGAAACAAUGAGUCUCGCGGAUUUCAACACGGCAGUUCUUCCAAAAGUUCAAGGGAGCUGGAACCUUCAUCAACAGCUGCCCAAUCUCGACUUUUUCAUCAUGCUUUCUUCCUUAUCUGGCAUUCUCGGCAACAAAGGUCAAGCUAAUUAUGCCUCUGGAGGAGCAUUCCAAGAUGCGCUUUGCCAAUACAGACAAGCAAGGGGCCUUCCAGCAGUCACGAUCGACCUUGGCCAGGUCAAGGGGGUUGGGUACGUCGCCGAAUCCCAGAACAUUGGGAACACGUUAGAACGCAUUGGGAUGAGACCCGUCAGCGAGAAGGAACUUCACCGGAUUAUCGAGGCGUGUAUUGUUUCACCCUCGCCGGCGCAAAUAAUCACUGGAAUCAACACUGGACCAGGCCCUCACUGGGAGGACCAAGUUUGGGCUAAGGACGCAAGAUUUGCACCACUCAAGUAUAGCGAUUCGUCAGCCCAGCAGGGUCGCACCCGGGAUAGUAGCACUGGAAAUAUCCUGGACACACUUUCAACACUCUCUACACUUGAGGAGGUUGCGGACGUGGUUCUCCAAGCGCUGGUCAAGAAGUUGUCGAAUAUGUUCAUGGUAUCUAAGGAAUCGAUAACUCCUUCCCAGCAGCUCGACGACUUGGGUGUGGACUCGUUGGUCGCCGUCGAGCUCAAAAAUUGGUUGGCAUCGCACGCUGCAGCUAAUGUGUCUAUAUUUGAGUUAUUAAACAGCUCAUCCCUCAAGGAAUUGUCCACGACAAUUGCUUCUAGAAGCACUCGAGUUGAUCCUAGUCUCUUAUCUUGA
Molecule: messenger RNA, 7605 nt
Organism: Venustampulla echinocandica
Lineage: Eukaryota; Fungi; Ascomycota; Leotiomycetes; Helotiales; Pleuroascaceae
Exons: 11
Coding region: 1-7605 (2534 amino acids)
Biological process (GO): fatty acid biosynthetic process; secondary metabolite biosynthetic process
Molecular function (GO): oxidoreductase activity; fatty acid synthase activity; phosphopantetheine binding
Source: RefSeq, a predicted model, not a curated record